AUGAAAACAGAUGAAAUCUCAAGAUUGUUGGUGCUGUCAGUGUUCUUUGUGAUUUUGUUUGGUUUUCAAAGAGAGAAGAAUGUGGUAGUUAUGGCUAUUGAUGAAGAUGAAAAAGCGCUUUGUAGCGUUAAUCUGGCAGAAUUUCUUCCUCCUCCAUAUGGUGGUCUUGAAAAUAUGGUUUGUCAACCUGUUUGGAACUCUUUUCUGCUGCGUUACUCUCAAAGUAAAGACAAUGUGAUCACCAUUGUGUUAUCAACCAUUUACACAAGUGGAUGGGUAGGAAUAGGGUUCUCCCGCGACGGAAUGAUGAUCAAUUCUAGCUGUAUGGCUGGAUGGGUGACUCCUGCAGGUCAUGGAAAAAUCAAACAGUAUUAUGUUGAGGGCUUCACUCCCUCGAAAAUCAUACCAGAUAAAGGAGAGUUGCCAUUGGCAAGUGUUCCACCUCUCAUCUAUCUUCAAGGUGCCACAGUUUACUUGGCCUUCCAGUAGAAGUACCCAACUCCUCUCAAAACUCAACCAAUGUUACUAGCCUUCACCAAAUAUCCUCAGCACCACCAUCUAACCGCUCAUGAGGAUAAAACAACCAUAAAAUUUGACUUCUCUUCAGGUUCUCCAUUUGCUGUCACUGCUACACCUAAUAACUAUAUUAGCUCAAAGACCCAUGGGGUAUUGGGUAUAUUGGGAUGGGGACUAUUCUUGCCCUUUGGAGCCAUUUUCACAAGACACUUUAGGAGCCAACCAUUAUGGUACUGCUUUCAUGUAUCUGCUCAAUUCAUAGGAUUCAUACUAGGACUUGCCGGAGUGGUUCUUGGAAUUCAGCUCGACAACAAGCUGCAACCCGAUAUUCCAGGACAUCAAGGCAUAGGCAUUCUUAUUCUUGUGCCUAGCAUUCUUCAGGUUUUGGCAUUCUUCGUAAGACCAGAUAUAGACAGCAAGUAUCGCAAGUACUGGAAUUAUUAUCACAGUUGGGUGGGGAGGACAGCUCUCUUCUUUGGAGCUUUGAACAUAGUAUUGGGGAUGCAUUAUGCAGGUGCAGGGCAAGGAUGGAAAAUAAGUUACGGAUUUAUUCUCGCUUCAACAAUGCUGGCAUGCAUCAUCCUGGAAAUGUUGCUAAGGCAAAAGAAGUUGGAUGAACCAACUCUUCCUUCAAACUACGCUAUGAAUACAAUCUAG
Messenger RNA from Solanum verrucosum, 1173 nucleotides. Its product is annotated as cytochrome b561 and DOMON domain-containing protein At3g61750. The record is from RefSeq and is a predicted model, not a curated record. NCBI's taxonomy places the organism in Eukaryota, Viridiplantae, Streptophyta, Magnoliopsida, Solanales, Solanaceae. The transcript has 4 exons.